Pseudozyma hubeiensis SY62 is the source of this 1245-nucleotide messenger RNA. RefSeq lists its product as hypothetical. Lineage: Eukaryota; Fungi; Basidiomycota; Ustilaginomycetes; Ustilaginales; Ustilaginaceae. The record is from RefSeq and is a predicted model, not a curated record. Bases 1 to 1245 code for a protein of 414 amino acids. The transcript has a single exon.
AUGAGUCCGCUGCGCACGACUCGAUCGUACGAUCGCGACGGCUGCCUCGCGCAGCGAAGGCGAGCCGACGGCGUGCCUGUCGUCUGCCCAUCUCCGCUGAGCUCUCCAGAGGACGAGCAAGGAGGUGCUGCAUGGCACGCGAACACGGUAGCAUCAACUUCUCAGCCGGCGAAGUACGCGAAGCCGGCCUCGGCGACCACCGAAAAGACCAAGUUGUCGCGGUGGAAGCGCUUCCGAAGGGCCAUCUCGGAGGACUUGCAGUCGUUCGAGCCCGAAGGCGCCGGCAGGAAGACUCCGCCUGAAAGGCGUCUAGACGAUGCUGCUGUCAAAAAGGAGGUGCAAGCUGGUCGAUGGCCGUUUGAAGCUCCAUUGAACACCGAAUGCAGUUGCAAAAACUGUCAAGACAAGAUCGAGGUAGGAUUGGCGUCCAACUACGAGCCCAAGUGGACGCGCGCUGCGAGGAUCAGAUGGUUGGAAGGACAGGAGGAUGCAGCAGCUGGAUCCAAAGAAGGUGGCGGGAUCUCGGCCGCAGGAACAGCUCGUUCCACUAGUCGCAUCGCCAUUCAGGCGGACGAGGUGGCUCAGCUGCACAACGAGACGGUGCAUCCGAUGACCCAAGCAGAAUUGGCAGCGGCCGAUCCGACCUCGCCCCGAACGGAGCGGGGAGAGGCUCUGACAGCCACGGCCGGGUCGGACAAACCGACGGGAGCGGAAGAGGGCGACGAGGCGUUGCGGCGCGAGAUCAUGGCGCGAAGGCAAAAGGCAGCGAGGCAGAGUCCCGUGCUUCGACACGGGGCACGAAGCAUGAUGCGUCAAAUCGAAGAGGCGGAGCGUCGGGAGCAGGAAGCUGCGAGAGUCAGAACGCAGAGUCGAGAAGGGCAUCGCAGGAGCGUGUCUGGGCCUGGAACCGGCUCGGGACGCUCUUCGCCAGCGUCGCCAGCGUCAAAGGGCAUAACGCCAUCGACGCCAGACACGGCCUCGACCUCGCCGCAAGAACUUCGUGCCGGUGGCGACUCGUACUUUGAUUUGCCUCGAGUACCACCCGAACGGGUUCGGUCGCCGUUGAUCCCCGUCGAGGUAGCUUACAACAGCACCAGUAGCAGCAGCGACAGCAUGAAACCUGGGUAUGCAAGGUCUCUGACAGCCGUUGAUGCGACUUGGUCAAUGGCGAGCGUUGCACAGACGUUGGAAGCUCUAGCCUCGCCGACGACUUCACCGCAGACAAGUCCAUUUGUAGAAAAGUAA